Molecule: messenger RNA, 1925 nt
Organism: Hevea brasiliensis (rubber tree)
Lineage: Eukaryota; Viridiplantae; Streptophyta; Magnoliopsida; Malpighiales; Euphorbiaceae
Product: protein ABSCISIC ACID-INSENSITIVE 5
Exons: 6
Coding region: 320-1603 (427 amino acids)
Biological process (GO): positive regulation of DNA-templated transcription
Cellular component (GO): nucleus
Molecular function (GO): DNA-binding transcription factor activity
Source: RefSeq, a predicted model, not a curated record
CUUAAAAUAUGGAGGCAUAUGAUUAUAUUAAAGCCGCCACCACCUCCACCAAGAAAGCAAGAAUUCCCCAGUAGAUGCCAAACUUCUGCCCUUUGCAUUCUUCCCUUGUUAAUUUCCUUCAAGAUAUUGCAGAAAGGAUCUCAAGAUCCAUCCACAGCUACCCUUCAAGUUUCAAGACUCUGCUUUUGGCAUUUCUGAAGUGAUCAGCUCAAGUUUCUUGGAUAUAUACUCACUCUAAGCAGCAGGUCCACUUGAGAAACGCUAUUUCUAAUCCUUUGCACCUUCCAAAGAAAUAAAGACAAACCCAAGAAAAAGAGCAAUGGUGGUUAGAGAGUCUGAAGAGAUCUCCCAAGAUGAGGUGGAGUCGCCAUUGCAGUCUGACCACCAUCUUAGAAACCACCCUUUCUUGUCUGUUGGCAGGCAAUCCUCCAUUUAUUCUCUUACACUCGACGAGUUUCAGCAUACCCUUUGCGAAAGUGGCAAGAAUUUUGGGUCCAUGAACAUGGACGAGUUCCUUGCCAGCAUCUGGAAUGCGGAGGAACAUCAAGCUACUGCUGCCAUUACCAACAAUGAUCAGAUCAACAAUAGUAACUGUAAUAAUAGGGGAAAUCAGGGAUUCAAUGAUGUGUCUGGUGAUAAAGCAAUAUCUAAGCAGCCCAGUUUGCCGAGACAAGGAUCGCUUAGCUUGCCUGCGCCCUUGUGUAGGAAAACUGUGGAUGAAGUUUGGUCUGAGAUACACAGAGAGCAGCAGCAGAACCACCACCACCAAGGACAGGGACGAAGUAAUGGUAAUAAUAUGCAGAAUCCUAAGUCUGCUGCUGCUCGUCGGCCGACUUUUGGGGAGAUGACUUUAGAGGAUUUCCUGAUCAAGGCAGGGGUGGUAAGAGAGCAAUGUCCUGCACCUUCACUACCACCUCAGCAACAACAGUGCGGGUUGUACCAAAGCAAUAACAAUACUCCUGCCAUGGGGACAGGUUUUGUUUCCAGGCCGAUUCAAGGAAUUGGCGGCAGACGUGGCGGUGGCGGUGCUGUUAGUUACCAGACAAUGCCACAAGACGCUGGGCCUAUGGGUGAGACAUCAGGGAGGAAUGGCGGGUUCCCUCCGCAGGCGGCAGCGGCAGCGGCAGCGGCAGCAGCAGGUUCAGUUUAUGGGGGAAGAAUGGGGAAUGGUGGUGGAUAUGCGCCAAGUCAGGCAAUGGGGGUUAUGGCACAAGUGAGCCCAGUUUCAUCAGAUGCAAUGGUUUGCAGCAACAUUGAUAAUGCAAAUCAAUUUGGAAUAGAUAUGGGCGAGCUAAGGGGAAGGAAGAGGAUUGUUGAUGGGCCUGUGGAGAAGGUGGUUGAGAGGAGGCAACGGAGGAUGAUCAAGAAUAGAGAGUCGGCUGCAAGGUCCAGAGCUAGAAAACAGGCGUAUACAUUUGAAUUAGAAGCAGAGCUGAACCAACUAAAAGAAGAGAACAACCAGCUUAGGCAUGCUCUGGCAGAGCUUGAGAGGAAAAGAAAACAGCAGUAUCUUGAAGAAUUGAGAAUGAAAGCCCAGACUAAGGCCCAAAAGACUGAAGAGAAAUUGAGGAUGAUGAGAAGGAAUUUUAGCUGUCAUCUAUAGCAAUCCUAAGCAAUGAAAUUUGAUGGUGGAAGCUGCACAUAACAAAAUCCAGAAUACACAAUAGGGGAAAUAAGGGCAAAACAAGAUGAUUAAGGGAAAGCAUGCAUUUGGAACUGAAGAGUGAUGAAUGAAUGCAAUGGAUGGCUCUUUCUAUAUAAACUAUAAUUUAUGAGUAGUUGGAUUUCUAAAAGUCCAGUUAUGUCCAUUCACAAACUUAGUUACAGAAGCUAGCUAGAUUUUCUUUAAUGUAAUUCCUGUGACAUAGUAUGAAUCAAAUGUUCCUUGGAAUGGGAUAAUGCCAAAAUAACUUAAUAUUAUAAAA